Messenger RNA from Xiphophorus couchianus (Monterrey platyfish), 1011 nucleotides. It is a transcript of the gene rab3ab, whose product is annotated as RAB3A, member RAS oncogene family, b. The record is from RefSeq and is a predicted model, not a curated record. Bases 92 to 751 code for a protein of 219 amino acids. Gene Ontology annotation, molecular function: GTP binding; GTPase activity. NCBI's taxonomy places the organism in Eukaryota, Metazoa, Chordata, Actinopteri, Cyprinodontiformes, Poeciliidae. The transcript has 5 exons.
UAGACCUGCUCAGCUUCACUUACUUGACAGUGUUAGUGUUUGCGGGUGCUGAACACGGCGGACAGCAGCAGCCGGAUAGAAAUCUGCAAAGAUGGCCUCGGCAACAGCGACCUACGGACAGAAAGAGUCUUCGGACCAGAACUUUGACUACAUGUUCAAGAUCCUCAUCAUUGGCAACAGCAGCGUGGGAAAAACCUCCUUCCUGUUCCGCUACGCCGACGACUCGUUCACGCCGGCGUUCGUCAGCACAGUGGGGAUCGACUUCAAGGUGAAGACAAUCUACAGGAACGACAAGAGGAUCAAACUACAGAUCUGGGACACGGCGGGUCAGGAGCGUUACCGCACCAUCACCACAGCGUACUACCGAGGAGCCAUGGGCUUCAUCCUCAUGUAUGACAUCACCAACGAGGAGUCCUUCAACGCCGUCCAGGACUGGUCGACUCAGAUUAAGACGUACUCAUGGGACAACGCCCAGGUGCUGCUGGUAGGAAACAAAUGUGACAUGGAGGAUGAGAGGGUGGUGAACGCAGAGAGAGGCCGGCAGCUCUCAGAACAUCUUGGUUUUGAGUUCUUCGAGGCCAGCGCUAAGGACAACAUCAACGUGAAGCAGACCUUUGAACGCCUUGUCGAUAUCAUCUGUGAAAAGAUGUCUGAGAGUCUGGAUGCCGGCGAUCCCGCCGUUACGGGGGCCAAGCAGGGGCCCCAGCUGACAGAGCAGUCUGCCCCUCCCCACCAGGACUGUGCAUGUUAAAGCUGACUCAGCAAUUCUUCCUGCUGUCAUUUUCCCCUCCGCUCCUUCAGCCGGACCCCCGCUCCUCAGAUCCUUACUUCAGCAUCCUGUUCGCUCCUCUUCCUGCUCCUUUUUGUUGGCUGAUGAUCACAAGAGAAGGGCUGAAAAGAGUCUGGGACGCUGCAGCAGGUGGUGUCCCCACAUUUUACCGAACGUGUUUCCGUUGAGUUCCUCCGCAUUCGGGAGACGUUAAGGUGUUUUUAAUCAGCGCAGGUGUUGAU